Messenger RNA from Magnolia sinica, 720 nucleotides. Its product is annotated as protein STRICTOSIDINE SYNTHASE-LIKE 13-like. Gene Ontology annotation, molecular function: strictosidine synthase activity. The transcript is spliced from 2 exons. The record is from RefSeq and is a predicted model, not a curated record. NCBI's taxonomy places the organism in Eukaryota, Viridiplantae, Streptophyta, Magnoliopsida, Magnoliales, Magnoliaceae. Gene Ontology annotation, biological process: biosynthetic process. Bases 1 to 720 code for a protein of 239 amino acids.
AUGACAAUGCUUGCCAUCUUUUUCAUAUUCGUCUUCUUCUGUUUUCCUUCUCUCUCCCUCUCUCUCCCUUUAGAUAUCACCAUCGAGGCUGGACGCUUCCAACAGCUCGAUCUAGGCGGUCUGGUUGGGCCAGAGAGCAUAGCCUUCGAUCCAGUGGGCCAGGGUCCUUAUACAGGUGUCUCAGAUGGUCGAGUUCUUAAAUGGCAAGGCACGGCCCAUGGCUGGACUGAGUUUGCGGUCACUUCACCACACAGGGACAACACAUGGGUCACUAUAAGCGGCGAUCGGACAGGAAGAUUGUUGAAAUACGAUCCACGAAGCAAAGAGUUGACCUUGUUGCUUAAAGGCCUCGUCUACCCAAAUGGGGUGGCAAUUAGUAAGGAUAGCACAUUCCUCCUCAUCGUCGAGACCACCACCCAAAGAAUUUUGAGGUUUUGGCUUCAGGGUCCUAAAGUCGGAGCCCUUGAAUUUUUCGCCCAGCUAUCAGGAUACCCAGAUAACAUCAAAAGGAACCCUAGAGGAGAAUUCUGGGUAGCUAUCACACCAUCAUCCAUCAACAGUGUGAUUGGAAUGUGUUUUAAUGAGAAGGGUGAGAUCACGGAGGUAUUGAAUGACAAAUUUGGAAUGAUUACUUCACAUCUUAGUGAAGUAGAAGAAAACAAUGGGAGUUUAUGGUUGGGAUCUGUGGUUGCGCCUGAUGUUGGCAUUUACAAGCUUUAG